AUGACCUCUCUUGAGAUAGUCAUCAGGGUGCACUGGAUCAAACGGAAUAACGAAGAGCCAAUCCUCAACCUGGACCACUUGCAGCCUAUUUUGGACAACAUCGUCACUCACUGUCACAGCCUGCGCAGCUUCUGCCUAGCUUUCUUAGGCGCCAGCGACAAGUAUGACCGUGCGUGCGAGAUUCUCGAUGGCCUAGCGUUGCCCAUGGUCGACGCAUUCUACCGUUCCAAGCUGCUACGGGACAUGAGAGUUGAGCUGCCCGCUGAGGCAUAUAAGCAGGCGAAUGAUUGGAAGAUGAUGGACCACCCGCACGAGGCGCCCGCCAAGGAGUGGAACAGAAGAGCCCUUUGGAGGUGCUUGGAUGGCGAGGAGCCAACAGUUCAGUAUAGGUCCUGCGAGCGCUACCCGCAUCCGCCGCUUAAGCUGCCGCUACAGGAUGGUGAAGACGACACCGUGGGAAGCAACGGGUACUGGUUCCGUGAAGGCGAUGAGGGACCAUUGGGCGCAUACUUCGUCUGUUCGGUGGGAGGAUAA
Messenger RNA from Didymosphaeria variabile, 534 nucleotides. RefSeq lists its product as uncharacterized. Lineage: Eukaryota; Fungi; Ascomycota; Dothideomycetes; Pleosporales; Didymosphaeriaceae. The coding region runs from base 1 to 534 and encodes 177 amino acids. The record is from RefSeq and is a predicted model, not a curated record. The transcript has a single exon.